AUGGAAGACAAGAAAGAAAAGAAAUACAUCAAAAUUAUAGUUGAACUGGCUCGAAAUCCGGAAGGGGAUCCGGUACUUGCCCAUUAUCGCAUAACAGAAAACGUCAAAAUGAAACGAGUGAAAGACGAUUUUGCUGAAAAGAUGAACGAAAGUGUCCGCCUCUAUCGAUUUCUAUAUUAUGGAUCAUUCGUGGCUGAUGAUGCCACAGCAAAAACACUUAAAAUGGAGGACGGGGAUUGGAUCGAGGUGUUCGAAACACUAGAAAGUGGAUAA
Molecule: messenger RNA, 273 nt
Organism: Caenorhabditis remanei
Lineage: Eukaryota; Metazoa; Nematoda; Chromadorea; Rhabditida; Rhabditidae
Exons: 3
Coding region: 1-273 (90 amino acids)
Molecular function (GO): protein binding
Source: RefSeq, a predicted model, not a curated record